Messenger RNA from Corylus avellana, 2056 nucleotides. Its product is annotated as serine/arginine repetitive matrix-like protein. Gene Ontology annotation, cellular component: cortical microtubule. The record is from RefSeq and is a predicted model, not a curated record. Gene Ontology annotation, biological process: cortical microtubule organization. Lineage: Eukaryota; Viridiplantae; Streptophyta; Magnoliopsida; Fagales; Betulaceae.
UCUCUCUCUCUGUGCGCCUGUGAGUCUGUGACGUAAAAGCUUAAAAGAAAGCUUGGUGACUUGUAGUCUCCCUUUGCAUCUACUACACACACUCUCUCUCGCUCGUUUCUCUUCUCUCUCUCUCUCUCUGUCUCUCUUCUUCUGAGAGAUGCACAUUGAGAUGGGACUAGAAGCAGCGCGGGAGCAAUGAUGAAUCGGAACGUGAGGGAAUCUCUUCUCGGCGGGAGGAAUAUUCCGGCGCUUUCGCGGCACCGGCGAGGUCAAAGUUUGACCGCGAUCUCAAAGGAAACCGCCGACGAGAACCUGGAUCUCUUCUCCAGGAACCGCCGCACUCUCUCUGUCACCUCCUCCGACGAAUCGUCCGAUGUUUCAGUGAAGUUGGGGAGGCUUUCAAUUGCGUCGGCGAAAGUGGGUAAGAGUGGGAUUGAUGAUCUACUGUCAUCUGCAGAUGGAGGAAAGCAUGAUUACGACUGGCUUCUCACUCCUCCUGGGACGCCUAAUGUUCCUUCAUCGGAUGGAAAUGAGUCUCAACCAACUAUAGCAGCUUCAAGAAGCGGUCUUAGAUCAGCUUCUGCCGUAAAGGCUUCAAGGCUUUCUGCUUCACACUCAGAGAGUAACCAUUCAACAAGACCAACUAGAAGCAGUUCCGUAUCGCGCCCUUCCAUCUCCACUUCACAAUAUAGUACCUACUCCUCAAACAGAUCCUCCUCAAUCCUUAACACAAGCUCAGCUUCAGUCACGUCUUAUACUAGACCAUCCUCCCCCAUCACCCGCUCUCCGUCUACAGCAAGACCUUCCACUCCAUCCUCACGCCAGGCGCCAUUGCGGUCCCCAACUCCUUCAAGAGCCCGUCCAGCUCUCACCAGCUCUUCCAUCGACAAAUCUCGACCAUUGCAAAGCUCAAGACCGUCCACUCCUAGUUCCAGGCCUCAAAUUCCUGCAAACUUGAACUCCCCUGUUACUCGAUCACUUUCUCGCCCAUCUACUCCCACUCGUCGAAAUUCAUUACCAUCUGUAUCUCAAGCUGCCAGUCCUUCAACUUCAGCUGGGCGCAUUCUGUCAAAUGGGCGUAAUUCAGCACCAGUAUCCCGACCAAGCUCUCCAGGCCCACGAAUUCGGCCCCCACCACAGCCGGUCAUACCCCCCGAUUUUCCACUUGAUACACCACCAAACCUCAGAACAACUUUGCCAGACAGGCCAGUUUCUGCUGGUAGGUCUCGCCCAGGUAUUGCUGUCACCAUGAAAGGGAAUUCAGAAGCCCCAGCACCCGUUAAUAUGCCAAGAAGACAAUCAUCACCCAUUGCCACGCGGGGAAGACUUACAGAGCCAACUACAAGGGGCCGUUUACAUGCCAAUGGACACCUUGCUGAUAUUCCCGAGCCUCGGAAGCCCGCACAUGUCCCAGAGUUGGCCAUGCGGAAGCCUGUGAAGAGUUCAACAACUGCCACAGAGAACACUGGAUUUGGAAGGACUAUCUCAAAAAAAUCCCUGGAUAUGGCUAUCAGGCAUAUGGAUAUAAGAAACGGCACAGGGAAUGCUCGUCCACUUUCAGGCACCACCUUGUUCCCUCAAAGCAUUCGAUCUGCCGCUCAAAAAAUCCAAUCCCGUCGUGCUAUGAGUGCUCCAUCAUCCAUUGAUACGAAUGGAAACCUGCAAAACAGCAAUAAUAGAAUGAUCUUAGAGAACGGAAACAAGAGUCAUAGGCCUGCAGAAUAUGGAACUGAAGCAAAUGAUGGAAAGUAUUCUUCAAAAUUUGAAGUAGAUAUCUAUGAGAGCUCCCGCUAUGAUGCAAUAUUGCUCAAGGAGGACUUGAAGAAUACAAACUGGCUGCACAGUGUCGAUGAUAGAUUGGAUCAAGGCCCCAUCUUUGAUAAUGGAUUUGAGCCCCUACCAGAACCUUUUGGGCUCUUAUAACAUCUAACGAGUGGGUAUUUCGAAAAUUGUUAUUAUUAAUUUUUUUAAUUAUUGUUUUCUUGAUUAUUUGUUAUCUCUAAAAGAAUGGAAUCUGUCAACACUUCCACUUAAAACAGGAAAAAUGAAGAGGUAAUUUGUGUUC